This is a messenger RNA of Dermatophagoides pteronyssinus (European house dust mite), 943 nucleotides long. RefSeq lists its product as uncharacterized. The record is from RefSeq and is a predicted model, not a curated record. NCBI's taxonomy places the organism in Eukaryota, Metazoa, Arthropoda, Arachnida, Sarcoptiformes, Pyroglyphidae.
CGUUUAAAAAAAAUAAAUGUUAAGAAUCGAUCGACCGAUCAAUUGAUUGAUUAAUGGAAUCACUAAUUCGAUUCGUAAUAAUCUUGUUGUUUACUUUCAAGAUGGUGAACAAGGUGAUUGCUGCUGCCAUGUUGAAUGUAACAUGUGAUAAUGAACGUAAUAAUAUAAUGGCGGGACAACCUGGAUCAGUCAUUCUUUUGCGAUGUUGUAGUGAAUAUUUCAUGUGUCAAUGUUUAGAAAAACGUUGUCAAGGUGGAAAUAAUAAUGACGUUUGGUGUGUUUAUAUUAAAAAACAUCCAUGUAAAAUUGAGCCCGAAUGCUAUCAUAAACAUGUGGUCACCAUUGAUAAUGAUGGAAAUUCGCCCGAAUGUGAUGUAUUCAAAUCAAACUGGCGAAAUUGGCUUUUAACAUUCAUCAUAUACAUGUCUACAUUUGUUGCGGCAGGAAUUAUCAUCCUUAUUUUUCUAGUAGGCUAUAAAAAAUUAAAAGCAUACUAUCAAAUGAAAAAAAGAAAACGACGAACGGAAAUUCGGUUUUCCUUGGCCACAACACCUAACGUUGAUAGUGUUGUUGUUGUGGAUAAAUACAGGAAAUCCAAAUCAAAAUCAAGAUCUCGUUCACUCAGUGGUGGCAUAGGCACAAGUAAAACCACAAGUGAAAGUCAAGCUAGAACACAGCCUCAAAAUAAUAAGUCAAAUGAACGAAGUAAGGCAAUGAAUCGACAAACGACAAUGGCAGAUAAUACAACAACCACCAUUGGUGAACGACAACCUUAUUCCAUAUCUUUCGAACGCAAUUCUAUGCCUCAAAAAACCGUUGCGACAACCGGAAAAGGUAAAAAGAUAACGCAAAGUUACCUAGUUAAAGCACUCAUGUGAUUAUUAAAAGUUUAAAGAACACAUUUAUUUUGUUUUAAAGAUAUUCAUUAAAUUCACUUUUUUAG